Molecule: messenger RNA, 3604 nt
Organism: Odocoileus virginianus texanus
Lineage: Eukaryota; Metazoa; Chordata; Mammalia; Artiodactyla; Cervidae
Gene: WFS1
Product: wolframin ER transmembrane glycoprotein
Biological process (GO): endoplasmic reticulum unfolded protein response; calcium ion homeostasis
Cellular component (GO): endoplasmic reticulum membrane; endoplasmic reticulum
Molecular function (GO): protein binding
Source: RefSeq, a predicted model, not a curated record
AUGGCUUCCAGCGCCCCUCCUCCGAGCCCCUCCGUCCCCCAGCCUCUGCCGCCACCGCAGCCCCAGGCCCGCUCACGGCUCAAUGCCACCACCUCGGUGGAGCAGGAGAUCAGCAGGGUGCCCCCCACUCCUGGACCCCAAGUUGGACCUGGAUCAGAUGGGAGAGACCCAGCCGCCCCAGCUAUACCCCAGGCCUCGCGGGCCAGGAGCCGAGAGAGGAUGGAUGGAACAGGACCUUCGAAGGGAGAUGUGGACACCCCCUUUGAGGAAGUCCUGGAGAAGGCAAAGGCUGGGGACCCCAAGGCACAGACGGAGGUGGGGAAGCACUACCUGCAGCUGGCCGGCGACGGGGACGAAGAGCUCAACAACUGCACCGCCGUGGACUGGCUGACCCUCGCUGCCAAGCAGGGCCGGCGCGAGGCCGUCAAGCUUCUCCGCCGAUGCCUGGCGGACAGAAGAGGCAUCACCUCUGAGAACGAGCAGGAGGUGAGGCAGCUCUCCUCUGAGACUGACCUGGAGCGGGCCGUGCGCAAGGCGGCCCUCGUCAUGUACUGGAAGCUCAACCCCAAGAAGAAGAAGCAGGUGGCCGUGGCGGAGCUGCUGGAGAACGUGGGGCAGGUCAACGAGCACGAUGGUGGGGUGCAACCUGGGCCCAUCCCCAAGUCCCUGCAGAAGCAGAGACGGGUGCUGGAGCGCUUGGUCAGCAGCGAAUCCAAGAGCUACAUAGCCCUGGACGACUUUGUGGAGAUCACCAAGAAGUACGCCAAGGGCAUCAUCCCCGCCGACCUGUUCCUGCAGGAUGACGAUGAUGACGAGGUGGCGGGCAAGAGUCCCGAGGACUUACCCCUGCGCCUGAAGGUGGUCAAGUACCCCUUGCACGUCAUCAUGGAGCUCAAGGAGUACCUGAUCGACCUGGCGUCCCGGGCGGGCGUGCACUGGCUGUCCACCCUCGUGCCCACCCACCACAUCAACGCCCUGGUCUUCUUCUUCAUCAUCAGCAACCUCACCAUCGACUUCUUCGCCUUCUUUGUGCCCCUGGUCGUCUUCUACCUGUCCUUCGUCUCCAUGGUCAUCUGCACCCUCAAGGUUUUCCAGGACAGCAAGGCCUGGGAGAGCUUCCGCGCGCUCACCAGCCUGCUCCUGCGCUUCGAGCCCAACCUGGACGUGGAGCAGGCCGAGGGGAACUUCGGCUGGAACCACCUGGAGCCCUACGUCCACUUCCUGCUGUCCGUCUUCUUCGUCAUCUUCUCCUUCCCCAUCGCCAGCAAGGACUACAUGCCCUGCUCGGAGCUGGCCGUCGUGUCGGUCUUCUUCACGGUCACCAGCUACAUGAGCCUGAGCACCUCGGCCGAGCCCUACACCAGGAGAGCCCUGCUGACCGAAGUGGCAGCCGGCCUGCUCUCCCUGCUGCCCACCGUGCCCGUCGACUGGCGCUACCUGAAGCUCCUGGGCCAGACCUUCUUCACGGUGCCCGUGGGCCACUUGGUCGUGCUGAACGUGAGCGUGCCCUGCCUGUUGUACGUCUACCUGCUCUAUCUGUUCCUCCGCAUGGCCCAGCUGAGGAACUUCAAAGGCACCUACUGCUACCUGGUCCCUUACCUGGUCUGCUUCAUGUGGUGCGAGCUGUCGGUGGUCCUCCUGCUCGAGUCCACCGGCCUGGGGCUGGUGCGGGCCUCCGUGGGCUACUUCCUCUUCCUCUUCGCUCUCCCCAUCCUGGUGUUCGGCCUGGCGCUGAUGGGCGUGGUGCAGCUGGCCCGCUGGUUCGUGUCCCUGGAGCUCACCAAGAUCGCCGUCACCCUGGCGCUCUGCAGUGUCCCCCUGCUGGCCCGCUGGUGGACCAAGGCCAACUUCUCGGUGGUGGGGAUGGUCAGGUCCCUGACGCGGAGCUCCGUGGUCAAGCUCAUCCUGGUGUGGCUCACGGCCAUCGUGCUGUUCUGCUGGUUCUACCUGUACCGCUCGGAGGGCAUGAAGGUCUACAACUCCACGCUGACCUGGCCGCAGUACGGCUUCCUGUGCGGGCCGCGGGCCUGGAAGGAGACCAACAUGGCCCGCACCCAGAUCCUUUGCAGCCACCUGGAGGGCCACCGGGUCACGUGGACCGGCCGCUUCAAGUACGUGCGCGUGACCGAGAUCGACAACAGUGCCGAGUCGGCCGUCCACAUGCUGCCGCUCUUCCUGGGCGACUGGCUGCGCUGCCUCUACGGCGAGGCCUACCCGUCCUGUAGCCCCGGCAACGUCUCCACGGCCGAGGAGGAGCUCUGCCGCCUCAAGCUCCUGGCCAAGCACCCGUGCCACAUGAAGAGGUUCGACCGCUACAAGUUCGAGAUCACGGUGGGCAUGCCCUACAGCAGCGCCAACGGCACGCGCGGGCCCGAGGAGGACGACGUCACCAAGGACAUCGUGCUGCGGGCCAGCAGCGAGUUCAAGGACGUGCUCCUUCACCUGCGCCAGGGCAGCGUCAUCGAGUUCAGCACCGUCCUGGAGGGCCGCCUGGGCAGCAAGUGGCCUGUCUUCGAGCUCAAGGCCAUCAGCUGCCUCAAUUGCAUGGCGCAGCUGGCGCCCGCCCGGCGGCACGUGAAGGUCGAACAGGACUGGCGGAGCACCGCGCACGGGGCCGUCAAGUUCGCCUUCGACUUCUUCUUCUUCCCCUUCCUGUCGGCGGCCUGAGGACGCGUCCCCUGCAGGAGCAGCAGUUGCGCGUGGCUGCCAGGACCUCUCCCGUGUGCACACCCCACCCCCCCCAGGCUGGAUGGCGCAACACUCAUCUGUGUGUGUGUGUGUGUGUGUGUGCGUGUGCAAACACAGGGCUUCGGAGACCCUCAGUCGCUCGCAGUCAGCUCACACUUCCGCAAACGGGCUGACCGCUGUAGCUCUGUCCACCCUGAGCACCUGGCGUGGUUGGAAAUUGCAUGCACAGCCUCCACCCGUAGCCCCAACCUGUCCGCGUGCAGCUGGUGUGUCAGCCAGACUAGGAUUCCGGCGCCCGGAAAGCACUUUACAGACACUUGUUGUCCCUCCUGCACCGCCUCCACGCACGCCCCCAGCCCCUCACUUACUUCCGUUUGAGUUUGUUAUUUGAGGAACCAGUAGUGCUGCUGUGUAAACUUGAUAGCCUUUCUUAUUUAUUUGAUCGUUGCUAAGCCUUGACAGCUGUUCUCCGAGCCCAGGGGCCUGCAGAGCUGCUCUGUCACGUGGCCGGGGCCCUGCCUGAUUCUGAGAUGGAGGCCACGUGGGCAGAAGCCCCGAGCUCUGCAUGUCACAGCCUGCGUGCCGCGAGGCUCUCCUGUCUGGUGGGUAGAGGGUGAGUUUUUCAGGGUCUUGCCUGAAUCCACAGGGACCAUCCCUGGGUAGAUGCGGGUUUGAUCCCUGGACUAGGAAGACCCCCUGGAGAAUGAAAUGACUUGGUACUCCAGUAUUCUUGCCUGGAGUAUCCCAUGGACAGAGGGCCCUGGUGGGCUACAGUCCAUGGGUUCGCAGAGAGUUGGAAAUCAUGGAAUCUGGAUUGCAAACCCUUCCCAGUGCUCAGAAAAGCUAGACUGUGUUCAGAGCCAGAAAGCAGACAGUCAAGGUCCUGAAGCAACCGAAAUAAAAGCCUUUGAUGAAA